AUGGUUUUAAAAUCUACGACUGCCAACGACGUCUCGGUCUACCAGAUCUCGGGAACCAACGUGGCCAGAUCUCUUCCAGACUGGAUUGCUCGUAAACGCAAGCGGGCUUUGAAAAACGAUAUCGAUUACCAAAAUCGUGUGGAGCUAAUCCAGGAUUUUGAGUUCAGUGAAGCCUCUAACCGGAUCAGAGUCACUCGGGAUGGCCAGUAUGCGAUGGCGACGGGAACAUAUAAGCCACAGAUCCACGUUUAUGAUUUUGCCAACCUUUCUCUCAAGUUCGAGCGCCACACGGACUGUGAGAAUGUGGACUUCCUGCUUCUCAGUGACGACUGGACCAAGUCCGUGCAUUUGCAAAACGAUCGCUCCAUCGAAUUUCAGGUGAAAGGUGGAAUGCACUACAGGACCCGUGUUCCAAAGUUUGGUCGCUCUUUAGCCUACAACGAGGUGAACUGUGAUUUGUAUGUGGGAGCCGCAGGAAACGAGAUCUAUAGAUUGAAUUUGGAACAAGGACGAUUCAUGCAGCCUUUUGAGAUAGAUAGCGAGACCGGUGUCAACAUCCUUGAUAUAAACGACGUUCAUGGCCUGGUAGGUGCCGGAUUGGAGGACGGCACUGUGGAGUUUUGGGAUCACAGAGCAAGACAGAGAGUGGUCAAGAUGGAGAUCAUUGACGGCUCCGAAAUGCCCUCCACCCAAGUCACAGCACUCAAAUUCCGCAAUGAUGGGCUGAACAUGGCUGUGGGUACAUCAAAUGGAGUGUCAUUGUUGUAUGACCUCCGUCGAUCGCAACCUUUAAUGACUAAAGACCAAGGUUAUGGAUUCGCAAUUAACAAAAUAACCUGGCUGGAUGAUAAUUCGAGUGUGAGCAACAAAAUCAUGACCUCGGACAAAAAAAUCGCUAAAAUCUGGGACCGUCACAGUGGUGACCUGUUUGCAAGCAUGGAACCAAGUGUCGAUAUAAAUGAUGUGGAGUACAUUCCUGAGUCGGGCAUGUUUUUCAUGGCAAAUGAAUCGAUUCCUAUGCAUACUUAUUACAUUCCAGCUCUCGGCCCAGCUCCUAAAUGGUGUUCCUUCCUCGACAACAUAACCGAAGAGCUGGAAGAGAAGCCUUCAGACACAGUCUACUCGAACUAUAGAUUCAUCACCACGCAAGACGUCGUUCGCCUCAAUAUCUCUCAUCUUAUCGGCACCAAGGUUAUGCGUGCAUACAUGCAUGGUUAUUUCAUUGACACCGAAUUGUACGACAAGGUGAACCUGAUCGCCAAUCCUAACGCAAUCCAAGAUCAACGUGAGCGUGAAAUUAAAAAACGCGUCGAGAAAGAGAGAGAAUCCCGUAUCCGGAGUACUGGAGCUAUUUCCAACACUAAGAUCAAGGUCAACAAGGACUAUGCUACCAAGCUUGGACAGAAACUUGGCUCUGAUGUUGCAGAGCAGGUUGUCAACGAUGAUCGUUUCAAGGAGAUGUUUGAAGACCCAAUGUUCCAGAUUGACGAGGAGUCGCAUGAUUACAAGCAGCUUAAUCCUGUUCAGGGUAGUAAGCCUUUGACGGCAGCUGAGGAAUCCGACGAGGAGAAGAUGAACCCAGGGGGAGAUAGUGACAGUGAAAGUGAGAGUGAGAGUGAGAGCGAAAGCGAGGACGAGGCUACCAUUCAGAAACGCCAGGAAAUCAGAAAGAAGCAGGACCAGAGACUGAGAGAGGAGCUGGAAAAAGAAGAAUAUCUAAAGAAAAUGCAGGCUGUUUCCAUGAAACCUUUGGACGCUGCAGCUGAACUAACAGGAAAAACAGACCACAAGAACUUGUCGUUUGGCAAGCGGCUGCAGGAUGUUAAUAAGGAAAGAGAACAAGAAAGAGAACAGAAGCAGCAGGUCAGGGUGCACAAAAAUGUUCGCGGAGAGGCCGAGAUCAGCUUUGUCCCACAGAAGAAGAAGAAAGUGCGGAUUGAAAGCAACGAAGAUAGAGGCAAAACGCGGCAAAAUUACGAAGGAAGACGCCGUGCGAGUAAAAACGCUUUCAGGGGUAUGUGA
Ogataea angusta is the source of this 2022-nucleotide messenger RNA. RefSeq lists its product as uncharacterized. Gene Ontology annotation, molecular function: protein binding. The record is from RefSeq and is a predicted model, not a curated record. Gene Ontology annotation, biological process: maturation of SSU-rRNA from tricistronic rRNA transcript (SSU-rRNA, 5.8S rRNA, LSU-rRNA). The transcript has a single exon. NCBI's taxonomy places the organism in Eukaryota, Fungi, Ascomycota, Pichiomycetes, Pichiales, Pichiaceae. Gene Ontology annotation, cellular component: nucleus; 90S preribosome; small-subunit processome. The coding region runs from base 1 to 2022 and encodes 673 amino acids.